AUGCCAGAGACACAGCGGUCAAGAUCUCCGCUAUUGAAGUCUUUGUCUUCUAAAGAUUUGAGGAGCAAGACUCAGGCUAGACCGCCAUUUGCAAAACAGCUCUCCAAUGAACACCAGACUUUCCCUUCGGAUACGUCUUUAUUCCAUGAUCUGGAUAGUUUACUUAGCAAGAAAUUACAUUUGGGUGAUUCAAAUGAAUUGCAGCAUGAAAACAACGGCACAGAUAGACAAUCUAAUGAAGCGAACAAUAGCAGUGAGAUUAUUGAUACUCAGGAUGAUGCUAAUGGGGAAGAAGAUGAUGAGGAUUCAGAGUUUGCAAAUGUCGAUGAGAUCGAUGGACCAAUCUCCCCCAGUUCUAGUUCUGGUAGCCUGAAAGAUUAUUUCCAAGGUUAUGAUUCAUAUACUAACGGACAAGCAUCACCGAAGCAACUAAGGAAGGUUUCACCCGAAUUGAAUGACAAAGAUAAAAUAAUUACAUAUGAGGAUGUCAAAGUUGAAGAAGAUAAUAAUUUACCAGUAGACGAUGCAUUAAAGAAGUUGUUACAAGAAAAAGCAGACGAGAUUGAAAGAGGUGAUCUUUCACAUUCAUUUACCAAGCCUACGUUAGAUUGGCAGGCUUCCGAUUUUAAUUCAUUAUUUCACGAACUAUCAGAAUGGUUCAUACAAAAGGACUAUGGGAGCUUAAAGACUGCAAAGUUGAGCUUUGAAAAAAACUAUGAUAGUUCGAAAUUUAUCGAAGAGCGUAAAUACGCUAUUCAAGUUAUUACAGAGCUUGGUAAAAAGCUAGAGGUAAAUUCAGUGGAUAUCAAUACCUUGCUUUGUCUGGCGUAUAUUUCUUUCGGAACUUUUCAGGAAACGAACAGUUAUUUCCAUCAUUUAGACAUUCUACGGAGGAAUAAUACUCUAUUGAUGAUGAUUUCAAAGGUACUCUUACCUUGCUUUAAGAAACAUGCAGAUUGUUGUAGGGUGAAGAACACUAAUUUGCAACAAUAUAAUACUCUUUUGUUCUACUCGGGUUCAAUCACUUAUUUUAUGAUCAAUAUAGCUAUUGAGCAAAGAAGCAUGCACACCAAAGCUGUAGAAGAUUUUAUUGAUGUCGUACAUUCAUCUGGCUUGAUGCUUUUCCUUACAAAAUAUAUAGACCAUUGGCGUUGGAAAAGUCGACUCUCAAUGAGAAUAAGAAAUAUCAUUAUUUUAUUCCAUAAAGUGCUUCUAUUACAGUUUGGUGAAGAGAGCCAUUAUGACGCAGUGAAGAGAUUUGUUCUUCAACAUCACAAAAUUGAAAAGAAAGACUCCUCUGCUUCGAAUCUUUCAAUAUCUCCAUUGGAAUAUGUUGCUUUUAGGGAAGAUAUCACCUCAAGAUUUCCAUCUUCUCAGCUUCCAGAACCGACAUAUCCUAGCAUGCUUGACAACCCCAAUUCUCUUUCACAAUUUUUAGAGAUUCCGAGACCCCGUUCGAGGAGCAGUUCUAACAUGUCGUUGGGAGAGCCACAAGUGCAUAUGGCAACGCCUGCACCAUCACAGCCGGCAUCACCCACAAGCUCGCCCAACGGAUUGAAAACGAGGAAGUCAUUUCAAGCCAAUUUAUCAUAUCCAGCAUUUUUUCCAUCCUCUGGUGACUAUGAUACUGGUGUGGUAGACGAACUUAGUAAUAAGCUGAGUAUUGCGGUGCCUGAGACAGUGUUACCGUAUAACAUGCAAGAAGCAAUCGAAAUUUUGUCAAAAUCUGUGCAUAUAAAACUAUCUACUAAACAACUAUGGCAUGAAAGAGAAUUAUUUAUGGUGCAAGAACGAGGAUGGACAAACACUGAGGUACAUGAGAAGGACCCAUUCACGUAUAGAGGUAUACAGAAUGAGGAACCUGAAACCAUGAAUCGCAUCGAAGAUUAUUAUGCUAAUGCUUUACCCCAUUUUUCAUCUCUAGUAUAUGUUCUAUUAGAAACUAUUGAAACUUGUAUGUCAAACAAAGUAUACCUUGAAGAGGAUUUUUCUGAAGAAGAAAUUAAUGAGCUUCAACCACAAUUGGAACUUAUAAGAUCAAAGGAAAUUGCAAUGGAAUCGAGUUCUGCCAUACUUUUCCUCCUUUUAAAAUGGUUUAAGGUUAGCCACUUUCUUAAAUUUGAGUAUCUUUGCUCGUUGAUUUACGAUUCAAAGUUCAUUACGACAAGCGUAGGCAUCCUUCAAUCUUUUACUGAUCAAUAUCAAAACAGAAUUUACUCUAAACAUUUACAACCUACCCAUUCUUUUUGGAGUGAAUGUUCUUUAUACAAUGUUCAAUAUAAAGAAACUCUUGAGAUAUCAACCGCAAAUGAGAAAGCAAACAGAUUAAAUCUCCGAAUGCUCAAUUCCGAGGUGUAUCUAUUACGAGUGUUAUCCAAAAUAACUGGGAAAAAGACACAAAGGCUAAAAGACCUACCACUUAAUGUUAGUAACAUAUUCAAGGCAUUGUAUUCUAUCUUUAAUCUGGACAUAUACCACCCCAUAUUAAAGAUAAUUCACGAAUUGGCACCAUUCAAGAAUAAAAGAUGGAGGGCAGAUCAUAUGGAAUUGAUUUCUGGAGUGUUCUUACAUGAGAAACUUCAUUUAACAGAUAACUGGAUAACAGGGAAGGAUAUCACGGGCGAGAUCAACGAUUCCUAUGGCCAAGAAAUUGCUUUACGGGCCAUGCUGCAAUUCUACAAUUUCUAUCACUAUAAAAGAACUAUGGAACAUUGCGGGUACGAUGACAAAUUCUCUAACUCUUUCUUUUCAAGGGAGGCUGAACUACUCUCUGCUCCUUAUUAA
Molecule: messenger RNA, 2784 nt
Organism: Kluyveromyces lactis
Lineage: Eukaryota; Fungi; Ascomycota; Saccharomycetes; Saccharomycetales; Saccharomycetaceae
Gene: FAR11
Product: Far11p
Exons: 1
Coding region: 1-2784 (927 amino acids)
Biological process (GO): cytoskeleton organization
Cellular component (GO): cytosol
Source: RefSeq, a predicted model, not a curated record